This is a messenger RNA of Patiria miniata (bat star), 1502 nucleotides long. Its product is annotated as UDP-D-xylose:L-fucose alpha-1,3-D-xylosyltransferase MGP4-like. The transcript is spliced from 2 exons. Bases 38 to 1096 code for a protein of 352 amino acids. Gene Ontology annotation, cellular component: Golgi apparatus. Gene Ontology annotation, molecular function: glycosyltransferase activity. The record is from RefSeq and is a predicted model, not a curated record. NCBI's taxonomy places the organism in Eukaryota, Metazoa, Echinodermata, Asteroidea, Valvatida, Asterinidae.
UAUCUUCUGUUUAUUUGCAGUUCAGGUUCUGCGCAAGAUGGCCCAGGAACAUGUGUAUAAAGUGUUGUUCUUUCUGCAAUCGGCAGCUUUCAUUGCCUUCGUUAUAAAUUAUUCGCAGAAGUCUGAUGUUGUUUUUGCCCCGGUCAGACAAUCCCCUCCGGUCAGACAAUCCCCUCCUGCUACCACUGCGCCUCGUGAGUGCAAAUGCAUUGAAGCUACCAUCAGGACCGCUUUUGAUGCUGCGGCUGUUUGCAAGGACGUCCUCGAGUCCAGGGGGAAGAUUUCCAACUGCACCCUGGCCGACAUCAAUAGGAGACCUGGGGUGGUGUUGCUUACCACUACAAACCUCGCCUUCCUGGAUGUUACCCUGAACAUGCUGGAGAGCAUCAAGAGAACGGGUGUGUGCGUCAACACCACUGUCAUUGCUGAGGACAAGAAGGUCUUUGAGCAGUUGCGGAUGAGACUGGAUGGUGAUCUGGCAUACCGUGUCCUCUUGACUAAUUCAGGUGAGAUGGACGUCAUAGAACACCCACGAUCUCAUGGCAGCCAGUACUAUGGUCUGAUGAACAAACGCCAGGCCUAUAUCCUGGCUUUGCUACAGGAGGGUUACGAGGUGCUGUUUUCAGAUGCCGACACUUUUUGGUUCCGGGACCCCUUUCCCUUUUUCGAGGGAGACUUUGACAUCUCCUUGAUAGACUCUGUCAACCCGUUUGGAGUUAGAUCUGGGAAAUCCAAUUUCUGUGCUGGCUUCGUGUACUUUAAGCCGACCAACGCGAGUCUUCAAUUUGUCAAGGCCUGGGUGGAUGCACUUGACAGUAACAAAAAGAAAGGCAGGUAUACACCGGAUCAGAACGUUAUGAAUGGGCUUCUCAAAAGCGACAAACCCGUGUAUGUUAAGAUCAAACCCCUGGACACGAACAUCUUCCCGUAUGGACCCAAAUUUUAUGACCUGCUUGCGAAAAAGGCGAACUAUUCAACUGUUGUAAUGCACGCCGCCAGUAUCCGUGGACAUGAGGCCAAAGUUACGAAGUUCAAGAGUUCAGACAUGUGGUUGGUAAACAAGACGACAAAUGAGAUGCUAGCAGAAAGCACGUGACUUCUCUGAGAGUCGGUUGGUGUAUCCGGUUCGUAAGUGACUGCGUCAUCGCGCACGCACCGCUGAUUACUAGCGCCACUUUGCACUACUUCCGGUUCUAAUGGUUGCAAUGAUUUUCAAUGCUACUCCGUCUGUAGUGGGCGUGGUUUCAGUUAAAAAGAUGUAGCGUUUACGAACCGGAUACAUGUAAAAGGCCAGUUAAUACUCGGCGCCAAUGCUUGUGCACAUUUUGGACGUCACAAGUAUGCGCUUAUUCGAAAUACCUCCUCCCUAGUGAUGUUGAACGCAAAACUUUAACUUUCGUUAAAGGUAGAGUUUAUUAUUUGCUGCCCUCCAAAUAACUUUAUUUUUAAGAAGCAUACUUGGUUUUUAGUACUGGCUCUAAACCCCAUGUGAAAUUAUUCUU